AUGAUUUCCCAGGUGUCCCUGUUGAGGAGGCUUUGCUACGUGCUGUUAAUGGCAGGUUUGUUAGAAGCAACAUCUCUGAUGAAAGUAAAGAAUCCCGGAGGUAUUUCAUUUAACAUCGGCUCUGAUCAGGCACAUGAUUUCUUUACUAAUUCUCCCCCUAAGAGGAACAUUGAUCCAAAGUGGUACAGAGGCACGCCUGAUUUCCAGUCCUACUACCGCUUCUACAACAGUAUCGGACACAUUGAAGGACUCUAUGAGAUCGACAGGAUCAGAAUGUUGUAUCAGCAGAUGCGUCACUUGGAGGUAACCUAUGGCCCAGAUGCCUCCAGUUACCAAAAUGUAAUGGGUGUGCUGACUACCACCGCACCACCAACUACUAACACUCAGCCCCCUCCACCACCCACCACCCCUGCCCCCACACCAGACCCUCUGGAGAAUGCUCAGAGGAUCUAUCUGUGUAACCCCAAAGACCCACUGUGCAAACCUCAGAUCGUCUACCUGCCAACAGGGGCUGUUGCAGUACUGUGUGACCCACGAGUCAACCCCGCCUGCAGGCCCAAAACAGAGGAGGAGAUAAAAGCUGUUGCUCCUCGCCAACCACCCCCAGCUCCUCUGCCUCCCAAAAAGUCUGUGCAAACUCCCCCUCCUCUUACUGUCAAAGGUAUGGAGUAUGUCUGUGAUCCAUACUGGGACCCUGACUGCCUCAUCGAUCACCCUCCCCGCCCCAUCCAGGAAACACCAGAGGCACCCGCUGAAGAGAAAGAGGAGGAAGUAGCAGAAGCCAAGGAAAGUGUUACUAAAGAACCAGCCAUCCAGAAAAGCCCUUACUUCGACCCUUAUGAUUUCAAACGUGACCUUUACGACCCCUUGCGUUAUGCCGAUCCAGCUCCUGAACCACAGUAA
This is a messenger RNA of Anarrhichthys ocellatus (wolf-eel), 903 nucleotides long. Its product is annotated as extensin-like. The record is from RefSeq and is a predicted model, not a curated record. Lineage: Eukaryota; Metazoa; Chordata; Actinopteri; Perciformes; Anarhichadidae. The transcript has 4 exons. Bases 1 to 903 code for a protein of 300 amino acids.